This is a messenger RNA of Carassius carassius (crucian carp), 524 nucleotides long. RefSeq names its product NADH dehydrogenase [ubiquinone] 1 subunit C2-like. The coding region runs from base 123 to 455 and encodes 110 amino acids. NCBI's taxonomy places the organism in Eukaryota, Metazoa, Chordata, Actinopteri, Cypriniformes, Cyprinidae. Gene Ontology annotation, biological process: mitochondrial electron transport, NADH to ubiquinone. Gene Ontology annotation, cellular component: mitochondrial inner membrane. The record is from RefSeq and is a predicted model, not a curated record. The transcript has 4 exons.
GUUUCUGACCGGACCGGUUUUCAUUUCCGCCUAAACAUUGCCCUUGAUUUCCUCUAGAAAGUGAUAUGGAAAGUUAAAUGUCAAACGGAUUCUUACUUUAGAAGAGCCAGCUAUUUGGCAAAAUGGGUCUUCUGCCUGACGAAGCGAAGGUUUUGCCUCCGCCGGGGGUCGUUAACAGAAAUUCAGUGUGGUUUGGGCUGUGCGGCUGGGCGUCCGCGAUGCUGCACAACAGUUUAAACCGCAGACCUGCGCUCAAAGCCGGUGUUCAUCGCCAAGUGCUGUUCAUAACAGUUGGAUGGUUCAUUGGUUAUCAUCUUACAAAGUAUGAGAAUUAUAAAUAUGCCACAUUGGACAGGGACAUGAAAGAGUACAUGCGGCUUCAUCCUGAUGUAUUUCCAGAGAAAGAACCGAAGACAUUUGCUGAAAUCGUGGAGCCUUUUCAUCCAAUCCGUUGAAAGGAUUCUACAGUUAAAAUACUCUUGUAUUGAUUUAUUAAGUUGUGUCCUCGGUGUCAUUAAACUUUU